UGUGGUACUGAAGCGAGCGCUCUGCCCGCCGCUCACACAGACAGCCAGCGGGCUCAGGCGCUCCGUGGCUCGGUCGGCUCGCAAUAAGCUGCGGGGAAUCAGCACUUCCGCGGGGAUUUCCCACUGCACAGAGGAGCCCUUAUUUAUUUUUUAUUUUUUUUACCCGAAGCUCCAGUGGGAAAGAAUUUCCACCAAGCUGAAGCUAACAGCGAGUCUGGGAUGGUCCAAAACCAAAGGAAGACUUCUAUGGUCUUAAAACAACUCCAGCCUCAAAAACGUCAAAACGAUGUGUACCGCACCAUCAGGAGUAGAGGAUUAAUAGCUGACCGAAGGUUUCUGUCGUCUGGUUGGAAGGUGGCUGGCUACCAGCUGGAUUCAAAGAUGUUGAAAUGGAAAUGGUAACGCAAGGGGCCAUAGGAAAUCGUGAUGUUUAAUGGAUGCCCCCUUCGGCGAUCAUUGGAGUCCUCGCAAUCAUAGACUUGGCAUCAAGCGAGUGGUUUUCAUCAUGGCAACAAGUUACCUUCAGCCUGUGCUUCUUGAGCCCUCAUGUGGAGGGUGUAAUAACUGAGGGAGGGGUAGUGAGUGUGAGAAAAGCUUACCUGCAGAUGAAAAGCAUUCAAACCAUGUAGUGUUUCUUUCUCCAAAGAGGGGGGAGGGUGAACGCUGGAUUGAGAUUGCUUUUCUUUUUUUUUUACUUGUUUCUAUUCAUGUAAUCACCGGGGCAGAUUUGUGCGAGAUUGUUGAGUGUAUGUGGGUGUGGGCCGAGAGCGUGAGGUGAGGAGAAAGUGAAAGAGAGGAAAAAAAGAGAGAGCGAACAGAGAAAGACGGGAAGAAAUGGUCCUCCACACCACCCCUUACUCCAGUGCCUGUCUGCACUUCCUGGAUGGAAUGUCGUGGAGCCUGGUGUUUCCCUGCUACUGGCUCCUGGAUCGACUCCUGGCUUCCUGCGUGGCCACUUCGUUGGAGAAGCGCCAGCGCUCCCAAGACCCCUGCUCCUUCCUCACCCUGUGUGUCCUGAUUGCUGCGCCCCUUUAUUUGCUGCUCCUCCUUGUGUCCCUGCCCUUUGCUCUGCUGGGCUUCAUCAUUUGGGCUCCCUUGCAGGCUGUUCGGCAGCCAUACCUGUACACAUAUCGAAGACCAGACAAGAACCAGGCAGAGCAAGGUCAGGCUGGACCAGGUGGCAACGGGACUGGGGAAUGGAGGCCACAAGGCAGAAGCUUCUGUUUCUGCAGUGCCAAUGUUUGUCUCCUCCCGGAUUCCCUGGCCAGGUUCAACAACCUAUCCGACACCCAGAGGAGAGCUCGUGAGGUGGGCAAGAGAAUACGCAACGGUGCAAGUCGGCCGCAGAUCAAAAUCUACAUCGACUCGCCAACCAACACUUCCAUCAGUGCGGCCUCCUUCAGCAGUCUUGCCACAGGUUUCCGCCGCACCUCCUCUCUGGACCAGCGUCCAGAGCAAGUCCAAACCACCAAUGGCCCGGCCGAUACUGAAAUAGAGCCUGUCACAGAGUGCCCUGUUCAUCCUUCGGGUGCCAUUGACUGCCCUGUUCAUCCAUCUUCAGGAGACCAGAGUUUCACCAAUUGUCCGGUUCACGAUGAUGGAGCAGAUGCCACGACAGAUUGCCCCCUCCAUCUGACCGGGACUAACAACAGCUCAGACUGUCCUGUCCACACCCCAGGUGAGCCUGCAGACUGUCCGAUGCAUUCGUCAGGAGGUCAGAAUGACUCUGGCCAUCAUGACUGCCCCAUGCACACAGAGGUAGCACAGAAAAAAACCUCCACAGAGUGUCCGCUUCACACCUCAGGGGUUCAGAUCAGUAUCAGUGCCCCAGAACCGGACCCCCAGGAGGAGGAGGCUGAGACUGGAAAUCAUCGAGAUCUGGCAGGAGGAGACACAGGCAGCAUGACUGCCUCUCGGGAGUCUCUCACUCGUUAUCAUGGAGGCGACACUGCAGUAGGGAUAUCCUCCAACAACACUCUCUCCCAUGUCCCACGCACGUCAAUCUUCAAACGACCUGGGAGGAAACGUCGACACGGAGAUGAAACAUUCGACCACGAGAUCUCUGCCUUUUUCCCCGCCAACUUGGAUUUUCUGGCUCUACAGGAAGUGUUUGACCACGGAGCGACAACAAGACUCCGACGUCAGCUACACCGUUACUUCCCCUACGUGCUGAGCGAUGUUGGGCGUUACGGCUGGAAGGGCUGCUGCUCCAGGUUCAAGUUCUUGAACAGCGGCCUGAUGUUGGCCAGCCGCUACCCUAUCCUGGACGCUCGGUAUGAGUGUUACCCCAACGGGAAAGGAGAAGACGCACUGGCAGCCAAGGGGGCGCUGUUUGCUAAGGUUCACGUGGGCACCUCUCAUCAGGAGCAGAGGGUGGUGGGAUACCUCACGUGCACGCACCUCCACGCCAUCGAAGGCGAUUCGUCGGUCCGCUGCGAGCAGCUCGACCUCCUCCUCCAGUGGGGGGCAGAGUUUCGCCAAUCCUCAACGCAGUCACCCGAAGGAGAGAAGGUGCUGGAGGACCUGGUGGCCUUUGAUGUCAUCUUGGGAGACCUCAACUUUGAUAACUGCUCUUCAGAAGACAAGCUGGAGCAGCAGCACACCCUUUUUACUCAGUACAAGGACCCAUGUCGCCUGGGGCCAGGGGAAGACAAACCGUGGGCUCUGGGCACUCUGCUGGAUCCCAGUGGCCUUUAUGACGAAGACGUCAGUUCACCCGAAAGUUUACAAAAAGUGAUGGAGAACGAAGAGGGGAGGAAGGAGUACCUGGUGUUUCCUCCCAGUAAGAACCAGUGCCCUGCCAGCAGUCAGAAGGGCCGAAAAAUCCCCCUGAAGGGGAACGGACGCCGGAUCGACUACAUCCUCUACAGCGAUGAGGCCAUUCAGCAGGACUGGAAACAGGACAUCGAGGAGUUCAGCUUUGUCACGCAGCUGGCCGGCCUCACCGACCACCUUUCUGUGGCCAUGAGGCUGGCUGUUUCCACCGGGGAAGAGGAGCCUUAGAUCCACCGUCUGACAUUUAAAUUGAUUUUUAUUUUUUUUUAUUUUACUGCCAUGGAGGAAUCAUUGGGGGGGAGGGGGGCUGGGAAGAAAACAGGAAGUUCAGAGUUUACAGAUAAGGAGAAGCACAGGGGAAGAUUGGAGGGACAGCGAGUGGAUGAGUGAUCAGUGGAAGAGCGCUCGGGGCAUUAAAGAAGAAAGAAGAGAGAGAAAAGAGAAGAGGAGGAAUAAACCGGGGGAAUUCAAAUUAGGAAGUCAGAAUUUUCUUUUUUUUUAUCUUCCUGGGUAAAUUACCCACAGAUUCACACUCAACACUGCGACUUUUGAGACUGUUGCUCUUUUCCUCCGAUCCUCCCAGCUGAACUCAGUCCGGAGGGUUUUUGUUCUCGAGUGAAGUGUUUCAUGUAGCCAACGCACGCACUCGUUUGAUCGGAUCUGUCUUAGGACGUAGUUUCAAGCACGAUUCUUGAUUUUUACGACUCUACCUUCAGGGACAGCUGGAUGGUCAUUGUUCAGUGUGUGAAAGAGGAUCGCGGAGCUGAAGGGAAGCUGCUGACCGGCCUUUACAGUGAUCAUCUGUGACCUUGUGUUGUGCUCCUUCCCUCAAAGUUACCGGCCGGUUUUUCGCUGUCAGUCGCUCACCACGCUAAACCCCCCCCCCCCACCUCACGUCAUUCCCGAAACCUCAACAAGUGUCUUUUUUUCUUACGAGCAAAUCUCACUAAAACGAGAG
This is a messenger RNA of Fundulus heteroclitus (mummichog), 3733 nucleotides long. RefSeq names its product sphingomyelin phosphodiesterase 3 (gene smpd3). The record is from RefSeq and is a predicted model, not a curated record. Gene Ontology annotation, cellular component: cytoplasm; extracellular region. Lineage: Eukaryota; Metazoa; Chordata; Actinopteri; Cyprinodontiformes; Fundulidae. Gene Ontology annotation, biological process: sphingomyelin metabolic process. The coding region runs from base 835 to 3003 and encodes 722 amino acids. Gene Ontology annotation, molecular function: sphingomyelin phosphodiesterase activity. The transcript is spliced from 12 exons.